AUGUGGGCUUCUCAGAAAGCUCGAUUGGGGCAGCUGCACCUGGGGCGAGGUGCCCCCCAAAUAUUUUCUCGGUUUAAGAGCCUGACUCUGGAUACAAUCAACAAGCAGGUUCUGGCAGCUGAAUAUGCAGUUCGUGGAAGGCUGCCAACAAGGGCGGCUGUAAUACAGCAAGAAUUGACCAAAGGCUCAAAGUAUCCCUUCAAUGAAUUGGUGUAUUGCAACAUUGGCAAUCCGCAGCAGGUGGGGCAGGAGCCCCUGACAUUCAACAGAGAAGUUCUUGCACUGCUGACUGCACCACAGCUGCUGUCCAGUGCUGAAACGUUGACUCAACAUGGCCUGAUAUCGGGAGAGGCAGUAGCACGUGCUAAGGAAUACAUACAGCAUAGUGCAAAGGUGGGAGCAUACACAGAUUCUGUUGGCUUCCAAUUCAUCAGAGAAGAAGUGUGUGACUUCAUCAAAAAGCGCGACGGCCAUCGUCCUGAUGUCAAGAAUGUCUUCCUUACGAACGGAGCAAGUGAAGGCGCUCGUUUAGUGAUGUCAGCCUUGGCAGCAAAGCAUUUGGGCACUGUUGGAUUCAUGGCACCCAUUCCACAGUACCCGCUGUAUUCCGCCCUGUCUACUUUAAUGGACUGCGAGCUUGUGGGUUACUAUCUAGAUGAAGACAAAAAUUGGGCAGUCAGUUUGCCAGCUUUGACUGCCGCAUAUGAGGAUGCAGUCAAAAAAGGCAUUGUUGUACGUGCAUUGGUGGUGAUCAACCCAGGGAAUCCUUCAGGGAACAACCUGAGUGCCGAGACUUUGAGAGAUGUUGUCCAGUUUGCCAAAGAGAAGAACCUGGUGCUGAUUGCUGAUGAGGUGUACCAGGAGAAUAUUCUCACAAAGCAUCCCUUCAAGUCCAUGUCCAGCAUCAUGCACGAGCUCAAUCUUGACCUAGAGGUAGUUUCACUGCAUUCAUUGUCCAAGGGCUUCCUAGGAGAAUGCGGGGUUCGGGGCGGUUACUGUAUUUUCGAGAACUUUGAUCCUGAGAUCAUGCAACAAUUUGUGAAACUGAAGUCAAUUGAACUGUGCUCCAAUACAGUUGGACAACUGUCGGUGGGAUUGAUGGUGCGUCCGCCGGUUGCUGAUGCUGCAGCCCUUUAUGCAAAGGAAAAGAAAGACGUAUUGGACUCUCUUCGGCAGAAAGCAGAGAUCCUCCGGGAAACACUGAGUGCCCUAGAGGGCAUAUCUUUACCCGAGAUAGGCGGAGCUAUGUAUGCCUUUCCCCAAAUCAAACUCCCCCAAGCGGCAAUCCAGGAAGCAGCAGCGCAUGGAGUGGCACCAGAUGAAUUCUAUUGUAUGCAGGUCCCUCCAGUACACUGGGGACUCUGGGGACUGAAGGCCUGCGUUGUGCGAAUGGCCCGCCUUGCUCGCAAGAUGCAGAGCUUUGGACCGCUGGAGCUCAUCCGAGCUUGUACAAGCUGGGCGCAGCUCUGCGUUGCCACCUUGUCAAAGCUUGCCCGCCCAUCAGAUCAACAGCCUUUGAUUCUCGAGCCCUUUGCUCCUCCGGGAGUCUUGAGACGAACUGGAAAGACGGAGGCAGAAAUGCUCUCAAUGCCAGAAAGCCUACAACAUUUGGGGUCCUCUAUCUUCCAGCCCGGUCAGCAACUGGAAGAACUAGAGCCUGCAGAGCCCAGUCCGGGAAGAGGCGCUGCACCUGUGCCAUCCGACAAUUUGGAACGGCAUUGCCGAGUCAAGGAAGCCUCAGAUUUGCAUCGCUUGAUCCAGGAUUUCUUCAAGCAGCUUCCAACAAAUGAUGAUGAACAGGAGGUGCUUCGAGCCCUCGAAAAUGACGGAGAGUAUGACGAACUCGAGGACAAUGAGAUUGAGGAGGUGCUGGAUGGCGGUGUUUUGGAGCCAGAGGCAUUGCUGUGGGGCCCGGUGGAUCACGAUGCUCCUGACAUGGCAAUUUUCGCAGAACAUAAGGCUCUUCUCAAAGCUCGAGAAUCUUUGGAGGAGGACGAUGAGUUUGAUGACGGUCUCGACGAAUUUGACGGAGGGGCCACUGGAAGCCACGCCAAACCAAAGGAUGAGGAUUUCGAGCAAUUUCUUGCAGAUCACUAUGCAGAUGAUGAGAUAGGCGCUCGAGACGAGGAAGACAUUGAAGGAAAUGCGGAGUUGGACGAUGAAGUUCUAGAUGAGUAUUUGGAGGAGAAACAAGCAGAAAGAGAGGAGUUGUAUUCUUUGUACGAGCCCCAAAGAGGAUUCAAGGAUGACGAGCCUCGGGUCAUUGCAGAGACGAAAGCGAUCAUUGAACGACACUAUCUCGAGGAAGAAAGUGAAGAGGAAACAGAAUCUGGAGAUGACAGUGAUGAUGAGUCGAAGACAUGGGAUUGCGAAACUGUGCUCAGCACACUAAGUAAUCUUUCCAAUAGACCAGGCAAAAUUGGAAAGGUCAAAGCCAUCAAGAAGCCUCCAGUACUGAAACCGGUAGCGGAAUCUGGAGGUGAAGAAAAGGAAGAGGAUGUCGUUGAACUCCCGGAUGUUGUGACGACUCGUCCGAAGGAUGAGACGGCAGAAGAAAAAAAGGCCCGAAAGGCCUCCGUCAAGGAAAUGAGAAGAAUUUGCAGACAAAUGAAAAAAGAAAGCAAGGAGAUGUACAGGAAAGAGGCUGCGAAAUUGCCAGGUCAAGGCGGAGCUGACGUGCGCCAGAAGACUCGCGCGGUGAAGUACUAAGAGCCCUUCACUGUGCAGCUCCAAGAAGCUACAUUUUCGGUGAAGGGCUCAAAGUUCUGGAAGAAACGGCCCAGGAUGGCGCAGGAUGGCCCGUGUGUAUAUAUUUCUCUUGGGGUGAAGCAUGGCUUCACAGGCCUCGGCCUCCAUCUCACGUCUCUGAAGUCUCCAAAAAACG
Cladocopium goreaui is the source of this 2884-nucleotide messenger RNA. NCBI's taxonomy places the organism in Eukaryota, Dinophyceae, Suessiales, Symbiodiniaceae. The record is from the annotation of a GenBank genome assembly.